Molecule: messenger RNA, 1407 nt
Organism: Gossypium raimondii (Peruvian cotton)
Lineage: Eukaryota; Viridiplantae; Streptophyta; Magnoliopsida; Malvales; Malvaceae
Product: putative F-box/FBD/LRR-repeat protein At5g22670
Exons: 3
Coding region: 1-1251 (416 amino acids)
Molecular function (GO): protein binding
Source: RefSeq, a predicted model, not a curated record
AUGGCGAUGUGUUCCGAAGACAGAAUCAGUAGUUUACCGGAUCAUAUUCUUUGUCAUAUUUUGUCUUUCCUUCCUCUUAAAGAAGCAGUUCGAACCUCUGUUAUUUCAACCAAGUGGAGAUACCUCUUUGCUUCAAUUUCUACCAUUGAAUUUGAUGAUAGUUUACUGAGUGGUUUGACUGACAGAAAUGUUGACAGCUUCAAGAACUUUGUUGAUAGGUUAUUGAAAUUCCCCGAUCAGGUAAGUUUAGAUUGCUUUAGGCUAAGUGAUGGGAUUUCAUUGAAUGAUGAAGAUCAUGAUUUUGAUGUUUCUGGUUGGAUAUGUGCUGCAUUGUGCCGUGGUGUUAAGGAAAUUGAUUUGUUCUUAGAUUAUUUUGGGUGUGUUCUCACUGUACCAGCUGUUUUAUUCACUUGCCACUCACUGGUGACACUGAAAUUGAAUGCAGAAUGUCGUAAGAUUGAUGUCCCAUCUGACGUUUGUUUAGGAAAUCUGAAGACUUUGCAGCUUAGAAACACUGUAGUUGACGGUGAUUCCAUUCAUAGGUUAAUUUCCAAUUGCCAUGUCUUAGAAGAUUUGGCUUUUAUUGAAUGUCAUCUUAUGUAUGCAAGUGCGCUCAAUAUCAAAACUCCUUCUCUUAAGAGAUUGGUUUUAGAUUUGGAUGUGGUAGAAUACGGAGAUUUCAAUAAUGUGGUGGUGAUUAAUGCUCCAAAUCUUGAAAAAGCCGAUAUUAGCAUCUAUCUGUUUGGUUUCAGUGAUCGUGAAACAAGUGCAACUCAUCUUAUUCAAGGAAUUAUUCAAGGAAUUUGCACUGUGCGGUCUCUGAAUUUAACCAUUAAUGACCUGAUUUUCCGAACGUGUCGACUUCCUAUAUUUCACAACCUUAUUAAAUUUGAAUAUGGUGUUCUUGGUUCUAAUGGGAGAGAAACUUGGCUUGUGGAGUUUCUACAUUGUGCGCCUAAUCUAAAUACGCUUACCCUCAAUUUUCUGGUUGUUGUGGAAACUCAAUGGAAGGUUCUACAUAUGGAAGUUCCUUCUUGUUUGUCUUUGCACCUCAAGGAGAUUAAAAUUUUGAACUUUAAGGGAGACAUGCGAAUGUUUGAAAUGAUUAGUUAUUUCUUGGAUAAUGCUAUGGUCUUGGAAAAGCUCAUGAUAGGAAUGAAAUCCCUGUCCGAGACACAACAAUCGAUUGUCUUCAACCAAUUACUGCAGUUACCUAAGAGUUCAAAGAAAUGUCAAGUUGUGAUUUUCUAGUACUGUUUUAUGUUAUGGCUAGAACUGAUCAGUGUCUGGUUUGGUUUUGUAUAGAUGUGUUGUUUGAAAUAUACAUUUGGUGUUAAUAUCCUAUACAGUCACUAAUGGCAAUACUGAAUAUCUGAUAGUUGGUUUAUAUAUGUAUUUGUGAAUGUA